AUGUAUCUAGCUGGAGCAUCUGUUGGUGAGCAACUAACCAUCAUUGGCCUUAUUGUGCCACAAGCCAUGGGCUAUGCAACAGGACAAGAUUUUCGAGGUGUUUCAUCUUCAUUUUGCAAAAUCAGUUCGUUUCUAUAUACUGGUGGUGGUGUUUUUGCUCUCGUGUGUUUAUAUUUGGGUGCUAUUCAUCGUUAUUUACAAACAUGCCGAUCAGUCACUAAACGUCAAUGGAUGACAUUAAUAAAAGCUCGAUUACUAUUUUAUUGUGCAGUCCUUAUAUCAAUCAUUUUGGGAUUACCUUUUGGUAUCUUUCGAAGUGCGAUACCUAGCAGCAAAACGUGUGAUUGUAUCAAUGCGACAUUUGCUCAUUUUUCGUUCUAUUUUUAUGCAAUAGUUGGUACUGUAUCGCCGAUAGUACUUUGGAGUAGUUUCGGGUAUCUCACUUGGCGAAAUGUUCGACAAACUCGACUACGCCAAGUUCUAUAUCGAACCUCCAAUGGUAUUGCUCAACAAGUAACUCGAAUGAUUGUGAUUCAAACAACAACUAUUGUCGUCUCAAUAUUACCAGGUGCAGCCUUAAAUCUUUAUGCUGUUUUGAUGCAGAAAGAUUCUCUAUUGAACACACCUAUAGAGCAAUUCAUUCUUACUAUUACACAGAUUUUGGUUUAUACAGAUUCUUGUACUGCAUUCUACUUGUAUUUAAUCGUCUCACCAACUUUUCGACGGAGUGUGAAAGAAAUGUUACGAUUUAGACCACGUUGUGUAGCUUCUGUUACUUAG
Rotaria sp. Silwood2 is the source of this 780-nucleotide messenger RNA. The record is from the annotation of a GenBank genome assembly. NCBI's taxonomy places the organism in Eukaryota, Metazoa, Rotifera, Eurotatoria, Philodinida, Philodinidae.